UCAUCAGCAUCACCAGCAUCACCAUGAUCAUGUGCGCACAGGAGCGUUACAGCGGCAGCCAGCGGCACAGCACAGCCAUGUUGAACACACCGCGCUACUAAACCACCACGCCAAUCAUCAGAAUCAUCAGAUCAGAUCACAUCCAUGUUUUUAGAUGCACGGAGAACUGUGGGGAUUUUGAACUGUUAGAUUGAUCUGUUGGCUUGGAUUGAAUCCGACGCAUCCAUCCACUAAAAGCAACCGCGAACGGUUUGAGUAUCAGCAGCAGUUCAGCUCAGUACUUCAGCCGAUGGAAUAAACUGCACGCAAUGGAGAUCACCCCAUCUGAAGGCUAAGAAGGAGCAGUGAGUAAUGGAGUCUCUGUUCGGAGGGGAGCUGGGACUGCUGGGCAGCAGCGAGGGCUUAAAAGAGGAUGGCUGUUGGGCAGGUUCGCCCCUACCUGAGGACAUGUAUUCAGCCUCGCACUUUGCCCUUAUCAGCGCCUACCAGGACAUCAAGACCCGGCUGGCCGGCCUGGAGAGGGAGAACACCGACAUCAAGAGGAAGCUCAAGCUCUAUGAGAUAAAGUUUCCCAUGAUCAGUGACUUUGGCGAGGACAGGAAUUCCUACUGCUCGUUCGAACCCAAAGACACGGCCCUUCUUCAGUCUGAGAACGGCAAUCUGCAGCAGAGAAUCAACAUCCUCACUCAUGAGCUUCAAAAGAGCAAGGAGAGAGAGGAACAGCUGGAAGACGUUAUCCAGGCCUAUGAGAAGAUUCACAUGGAGAAGAACAAUCUUCAGAGAGACCUGGACAAAAUGACGUCUCUGGUGGAGAAGCAUGUGGAGCGCAUUCACAGUCUUGAGGCAGCCCUACGGCAGCGAGAUAAUUCACUGCACAAACUCAACACACAGCUACACAGCAAAGACAUGCAGUACCUGCAGUUACACGCUAAUCCAGAGACACACAGGUUAGACUGCCCAGCUUUGACCUUGCAGAGCUCCCGUAGUCUGGACACCCUGUCUGAUCUUAAACUGCAGCGGCUGGAGGCGGAGCUAGAAGGGGCGCGCCACGAGGCACAGGGGGCUUGUCAGCGAGAGGAGGAGCUAAAGGCUGAGUGUGAGAGACUGCAAGAGGAAUUAGGAGAGCUUCAGAACAGCCAGAGACAACGGGAGGUGAGCUCCACUUGUGCCCAGUGUGACGUGGAGUGGAUAAAGAAAGUGGGAGAUGAACAAGUAAACCUGGCCCUGGCCUACACUGAGCUAACCGAGGAGCUCAGUAGACUCCAGGCACUGAGUGCCAAGCAGACCGAGAUCCUGAGGAAGGUCUCACAGGAACCGACCAGUCCAGUUCAACGGCAUUCUCCUGUGCCUCAUCAGAGGCACUCACCUGUUCCCCAACGGCACUCCCCCAUCCACCAACGCCAUUCCCCCAUUCAACAACGCCAUUCCCCUAUCCAACAAAUCCAUUCCCCUAUCCAGCAGCGACGUUCCCCUGUGCUUCAGCGUCUCUCCCCGGACAUGCACCGUCGCUCACCCCUGGCCGAAGUCACCAAUGGCCCAGCGUCAUACACCUGCAGACCUGCCACCCAGCACCUGAGGGCCAGCUUCCAAGGCCGCCGCAGCUACUCAGAGGUUGCCGACCCUUCUGCCUAUCAGCGCCCACCACGCUUUACCCUCGACCCCGUAUCCACCCUGCCAAAGCCCAGGCCCUAUGUUGACAGCUACCACAAACAGCAUCAACAACAACAACAGCAGCAGCAGCACACCCAUAUCCUGACCCAAAGACAAAGCUCGCAGUCUGGAAUUCAGGCAAUGGGAGGAGAGGUUAAUAUGACGGAAUCCCCCAGACACUCCAGAGAUCUCUCUUUUCAGCAUGCAGAGUUAUCGCAUUUGCAUUACGAGUCUCAGCGUAGUCCAUCACCACUACAUACCCCUUCCCAGGCUCCCCAUUCUUCAGACGAAGAAGAAGAGUGGACCUGUCCUCACCCAAUUAGUCCCCCGCGAACACUGGGCACUUCUGGUCCUGCCUCAAGCAUGAGAGGCCCUGCUUCUUGUUCUGCCUUUCCUAUCCCAGCACGCACCAACACCUUAAGCUGCCACUCACCUGGUUACCUGCAUGCGGAACACGCCCAGUCCUGGCCUUCUAUUAAUCUCUGGAUUGAAACAGAGGAGGAGACUGAUGUAAGGAGCUGCCCGCUGUGCCAACUGAUCUUCCCUGACGGUUACCCUGACGAUGCUCUGAUCAAGCACAUUGACUCUCACUUGGAGAACAGCAAGAUCUGACACCACAAUCACAGUCACACUUCACCUUACUGUCCUUUAAACCCAUAUUAACAAUCAUUAACAGCUUCUGCAGGUUUAGAGUGAUUGCUGUAGAAAAAGGGUGGGGCGGGCCAGCUGAGGUCAGAUCCUUAUAAAUUGAAGACCAUAGAAGGAAAUAUAACACUGCACAGUGUGAGGUUAUAUUUAUAAUAC
This is a messenger RNA of Trichomycterus rosablanca, 2454 nucleotides long. It is a transcript of the gene tbkbp1, whose product is annotated as TBK1 binding protein 1. Gene Ontology annotation, cellular component: cytoplasm. The record is from RefSeq and is a predicted model, not a curated record. The transcript has 10 exons. The coding region runs from base 352 to 2262 and encodes 636 amino acids. Lineage: Eukaryota; Metazoa; Chordata; Actinopteri; Siluriformes; Trichomycteridae. Gene Ontology annotation, biological process: canonical NF-kappaB signal transduction.